AUGAAAGAUCAAUCGUCCUCAUCAUCAAAAAAUAAACUCAAUCUCAGUAUCAAUACUUCAACAUCAGAUAUAAUUCCACAAUCACCAAUUAUACAACAUCCAACGACUCCAACAUACGAUCAUUCAAGAACUGAAGAUAUUUUUGAAAGUCCAAUAUCUAGUUCAAAUAAUAGUUUAAGUGAAUCAUCAACCGCAACAACAACAAUUACAACACCAACAUUCAAUUUCAACCCUUUAAAGAAAUUUAAAUCAAUGGAUGAUCCAUUGAAUAGAUACAUAUCUCCAAUAAGUUGUUUAUAUAAUUCCGAAAAUGAAGUUGAAGAAUUGAAAAGAAAUAAACUAAGAAAAGAUUUCAACUUGAAUUUUGAAUUAGAUGUUGAAACUCCAAUUUUAAAAUCACAAUCACUACAACGAAAGCCAAAGAGGAGGAAGAAGAUUGAUUUGAAUAAAAUUCAAUUUGAGACUGAAGGAACAUUAAAACUUAAAAAGAAAAUCAAACCACCAAGUUUGAAUAUAACUCCGAAAAUAUCACCUAAAACUAUUGAUAUGGUUCACAGUCCAACUGAAUCUAAAAUUUCCAGACUGGCUCCAAUUACUCCUAGAAAACUACCUCCAAGAUUGAAAAUUGAAGUUGAUGAUGCUGAAUAG
Molecule: messenger RNA, 648 nt
Organism: Insectozyma verbasci
Lineage: Eukaryota; Fungi; Ascomycota; Pichiomycetes; Serinales; Debaryomycetaceae
Source: the annotation of a GenBank genome assembly